AUGGCGGUGGUUGUGAUAUUUGAUGUUUUUGUUGAUGCUGUAAUUGUGAUACUUGUUGUUGUGAGGAUGAUAAUAGCGGUGGUCGAGACAUUUGUUGUUGUUGUUGUUGUUGUUGUAAUUUUUGUACUUGUUGUUGUGACGAUACGGAUGGCGGUGGUUGUGAUAUUUGAUGUUUUUGUUGAUGCUGUAAUUGUGAUACUUGUUGUUGUGAAGAUGAUAAUAGCGGUGGUUGAGACAUUUGUUGUUGUUGUUGUAAUUUUAGUACUUGUUGUUGUGACGAUAAUGAUGGGGAUGGUUGUGAUAUUUGAUGUUGCUGUUGUGAUUGUGGUGAGUGUUGCUGUGGGGCUGAUGACGAAUGUGACUUUUGCUGUUGUUGUUGUUGUUGCGGGUUGUGCCGGUGCUGCUGGUCCUGUCGCCAUUCGGCGGGCCGUUGAUCCAACCACACAGGCUCUUCUGACCGCCGGGCCAUUGGCUCGAGGCUGA
Molecule: messenger RNA, 483 nt
Organism: Protopolystoma xenopodis
Lineage: Eukaryota; Metazoa; Platyhelminthes; Monogenea; Polystomatidea; Polystomatidae
Source: the annotation of a GenBank genome assembly